Molecule: messenger RNA, 1020 nt
Organism: Aureobasidium musti
Lineage: Eukaryota; Fungi; Ascomycota; Dothideomycetes; Dothideales; Saccotheciaceae
Source: the annotation of a GenBank genome assembly
CAAGUUCUCGUGCUUGCCGCCAUCCCCAGCCAUUGUGUUCGCAACUUGGCCACUGUAGCAAUGAGUAAACCAGGAGAUUUCGAAGCCGUCGCUGCAGACAUCAGAAAGAUUCUACACCAACCCGAGUACGACGAUGGUAGUGCUGGCCCAGUGUUAGUACGUCUGGCCUGGCACUCGGCGGGUACAUAUUGUGCAGAGACCGACACAGGUGGCAGUAACGGAGCAGGCAUGCGCUAUGAGGCAGAAGGCGGAGACGAAGCAAAUGCUGGCUUGCAACAUGCCCGUGUUUUCCUGGAACUCAUCAAGGAGAAGCAUUCGUGGAUAUCCUACGCGGAUCUUUGGACACUUGCCGCCGUCGUUGCAUUGAAAGAGAUGGGAGGUCCUCAGAUAAAAUGGCUCCCUGGCAGAACCGAUUAUGUCGACGACAGCAAACUCCCUCCUCGCGGUCGCCUUCCAGAUGGUGCUCAGGGUGCCGACCAUAUCCGCUUCAUCUUCUACCGCAUGGGCUUCACAGACCAAGAGAUUGUCGCACUCAGUGGAGCACACAAUCUCGGAAGAAUGCACAUGGAUCGCUCUGGCUUCCAUGGCCCCUGGGUCCCUAACGGCACUCGGUUCAACAAUACCUACUUCAAGAUCAUGACAGAAUAUGAGUGGAAGGAGAAGACGCUCGAGAAUGGCGUCAAGCAGUUUGUCUACGUCGAUGAGGACUUGGAUGAAGAAUUGGCCAUGCUGCCAACUGAUCUUGCGCUCGUCAAGGAUGAGUCGUUUGCUCCGUGGGUCAAGAAGUAUGCCGAGGACAAGGAGCUCUUCUUUGAUCACUUCGCGAAGGCUUUUGGCAAGCUUCUGGAGUUGGGUAUCCAGAGGGAUGCCAAUGGAAACGUCAAGAACACAGACAACGUCAAGGGUGGCUACCACAGCGCACCGAAGAAGUCUUCAAAGCCUGGCAAGCCGAAGACCGCCGGAGAUGGUAUUGCCGAGCCCCUGCAGGAAGAGAAUGCGCGUUUCAAGGCUAGACUUUAG